AUGGACGACCGUGAGCAGAUCGCAGCCAGUUUUUUGAGAGAACGAUUCCUCAGUGUCAUCUCGAAACUCGAAGGUAAACCUUGCACUGCCAUCUUAUAUGAUAACUCUAAAGUGAAAGCUACAUUUGUUGCAACUACUGGAGCCUACAACCAUAUUGCUGUAGAAGAUUUACAUACUCCAAUAGGAACUGUUUCAAGCGCUCUGAUCAGAACAAAAGAUAUUCAAAGUCUUGAAAUAGAUAUUGGUAAAAAUGAUUUAUAA
Messenger RNA from Macrosiphum euphorbiae (potato aphid), 261 nucleotides. The record is from the annotation of a GenBank genome assembly. Lineage: Eukaryota; Metazoa; Arthropoda; Insecta; Hemiptera; Aphididae.